AUGGCUUCCGGUAUUUUGGAUAAUUCGAGCGACUCUCCCGACGAGUCAAACGAUAGCUCUAUGGAAUUCUUUGUUAACGCGUUACACUUUCUUGAAGAUACGGCAACUUCUAGUGCUCCUCAAACUCGACGGUAUACGGAUCGGCAUCGGGAAAUUGGUCUUGAUACUCUUUUGAACGAUUGCCGAGAGUACCUACGCAGGCCGACGUCACACGACGUUGCACGCAUCUUCGAGGCCCACGAGCUUCGUCAUCAUAUGCCUGGGAUGCUUGGUAGCAUCGAUUGCACACAUGUCGAGUGGUCGGCAUGUCCUAGACGUUUGAGAGGGCAAUACACGAGGGGUGACCACAACGGUCCAACUAUUAUGCUUGAAAUCACCACGUCACAUGAUUUGUGGAUUUGGCAUGCUUUUUUCGGUGUCCCGGGGUCGAACAACGACAUCAACGUGUUGAACCAAUCCGAUUUGUAUGUUACAGCCCGUAACGGAACGGCUCCGGAUUCUUCAUUCCACGUGAAUGGGCGAGAUUAUAAACGUGGCUUAGUGAUGGGAUCUACAACAAGUGGUCAACACUUGUUAAAGCAUACCCGUAUCCAACCGACCCUAAGGAAAAAAGAUUCAAGAAAUUGCAAGAGGCGGCCAGAAAAGAUGUCGAGCGAGCUUUUGGUGUCCUCAAAGAGGGACGGAAAGGCAAUCUCACCGGUCCAUAUAAUGGACCCGCCAGUGCAACCGGUGUUCGAUGAAAGUGUGUAUGCGGAGUUGAUUGACGAAGAAGUUCACCAUCGCCUUCGAUAUGAUCUUACGGAGCACGUAUGGGCUCAAGAUUUGGCGUAUCUCGAUGAUUAG
This is a messenger RNA of Erigeron canadensis, 843 nucleotides long. RefSeq lists its product as uncharacterized. NCBI's taxonomy places the organism in Eukaryota, Viridiplantae, Streptophyta, Magnoliopsida, Asterales, Asteraceae. Bases 1 to 843 code for a protein of 280 amino acids. The transcript has 3 exons. The record is from RefSeq and is a predicted model, not a curated record.